Messenger RNA from Dioszegia hungarica, 846 nucleotides. RefSeq lists its product as uncharacterized. Gene Ontology annotation, biological process: protein insertion into mitochondrial inner membrane from matrix. The transcript has 5 exons. The record is from RefSeq and is a predicted model, not a curated record. Bases 1 to 846 code for a protein of 281 amino acids. Gene Ontology annotation, cellular component: mitochondrial inner membrane; mitochondrion. Lineage: Eukaryota; Fungi; Basidiomycota; Tremellomycetes; Tremellales; Bulleribasidiaceae.
AUGUCGCUCUCCCUGUUCCCCUCGCUCAGAGCGAGCUCUUCCCGCCUACCUCUCGCUCCCGUCAUGCCCCUCCGGCGGCACUUCCACGCCUCCCCGCCCACCUCCGCCGUCGAUAUCGGAACGACCGUCCAGUCCGUGGACAAAGCCCUGGCGGACUUGCAAAAGUCAUCAGCGCAGAUGCGAAGGUCUGGGCGGAAUUUGGACAUCACGGCGAUGGCUACGCCGGUAAUCGAAAGAACGGUUGAGCCGCCAUUCCGCUUCAGUUGGCUCUUCCGAUCCAAGGGGAGGGCGUACGCUUCGCAGCGGUUCGUGAGAUUCAGGACGACACGGAAAUUCUUGAAUGAUAUGAUCCAGAAAGACCUCUUCCCCAAGCGGAAAGGAUCUAAUUUCUUGUCGUCCAUGGUGCAGGGCGUACUUUGCCUACGGCCGACGCACAAGGCAGGGUUAUUGAUGAAGGAUCUGGAGAACGUAUAUGCGCGGUUCAACGAGGCUCAGGCAGCUGGGGACGAAGUUCGGAUACGAGCUCUGGCCACUGGCGAAGCACUGGCAUUAUCUCAAAAAGUGGCCAAAGCGAAGCGGCAGAUGAAGUGGGAGCUAGUAAAGAGCAAUGCGGAGCCAAAGUUGAUCAGCGCGCGGAUAACACCACUGGACGCAGAAGGGAGAUUGGAAUUGGCACAGGUUGUAGUGCGAUUCGAUACAGAUCAGGCCCUGACGACAAAGGGCGGGCAGGGAUCGCAGACCAAGCAACAGCGAGUUGUGGAGAAUUGCGUGUUUGAGAGGCAUCUGCCAACCAAGCGCGGAUGGAGGAUAAAAGAGUCGCUGGAGACAAGCGUUCCGGACGUAUGA